GAGGUGCAGCUGCAGUCCGGCAUUGCUGGUGUAGCCACUAGCUGGGAUGCCAGCUUGAAGGAGAUUCUCGCUGCCCUGGAGCCGGAGACACGGACACUCAAACCCGCCAAGUUGCGUGACCACAAAUACCCGAAUCAAAAUCACGGCAUGCCCACCAAUACGGUGAUCCCUUCACCACGGCGGGAACUCGAUGAGGCACUCAUCACCCUACCUGGUGGCACUCGGCGCAACAAGAGCAGCGUGCCAGCUUAUGCCAAUGCCUUUAAGGGGGUUAGCCGUCAGGGCCGGCGGGCUGAGACGCAGCAGGUGCCUGUGCAUUCCGGGGCGUCGCAACCUUUGGAUAUACAGUAUGAUAUGGUUCCAGGCGUAAAGCUGGCUUGGGCUGGGCCGGCGAGUGGAACGUACAGCACAACAGGCUUUGGCAGUAGUCCAAAGAAGUACACAAGCCAACUUGUGGGUCGCGUGAGCCCGCAUUACGCUGGCACGCCCGCUCUGCAGCAAACUAUGAGCACACCGGCUGGUAACCAGGACCAGCUUCACCUUCCCGAGAUUGCAAACGGCAACAGUCACAGUGCAGCUCACCAGCAAGGAAGCUUCAGGGGCAGCAAUUACGCUCUCCCCACCUUCCAAUCCUGGACCCCAGGCACGUCAACACCGGGCACAGCCAGUCAUGCCCGACGGGCGCUACCGUACGUCUCCACAAAUACAUCUUCCUUGGCCAAGCCCUUGACGGUGCAGUAUCAUCCAGUACUCAGAUCUCCGUCGCUGGGGCCAGGGCCUGGGUCACCGUAUACUCAGCCUGUGGCAACGGCAUCAGCCGUUGCCGCGGGUCCGCGGGGGACUCCGCAACGGCCUGCGACCGACCAGGGGUCCCCUGCGCAACAGGCGGCAGGCGGUGUGGGUCCCGGCGAGGCCACGCGGCUUUACCCGCGUACUGCUUAUGGCGGCCAGCCGCAUCGCCUGCCUCACACACCGCCGGAGGUGGCGGCGGAGGUGGCGCGGCUGCGCCACGCGCAGGAGUUGGACGGGGUGAUUUAUGGAAUUCGGAACGAGUUGAUACAGGCGGCAGCUCCCCGGUUGGACCCACCUGUUAAGUCCAAGUUCCUGCAGUUGUACGAGGACCCCAACCGCCCACUCGCAAAACUGAAUCCAAAGCAGCUCUUGGGCGAAGUUGCUCCAUCCUCCCAGCACCACCGGCGGCACCGUCCGCACGCUAUCGCCACGGACAAGCCCGAGGUCAGUUCAGAUGGCAGGCCGCCGUCCCCCAUGGCCAGCAGCAGCCGUUCGCCCAUGUACGAGCGGCGGUUACGGCCCCUGCCCACCGAUAUUCAGGAGGAUGCUGCAGCUGCCCAGUCGGCGGCUGAUAUGGGCGAUAGGGCUGAUAACCAGGAAAUUGACGCGCUGCCCAACGUCCAUUUGCGACCACCGGAGCUUCCUGGCGAGGCCGGAAUGCGGUCCGGACAUGACCAGGGUAUUGGUGCGGAGGCGGAAGAAGAGACGGAAAGUCCUGACCGGUCCACACCUAGGUCAUCGUUGAUCGACCGGGAGGAUACGACAUUGACGAUGGCAGACUUCAGAGCCCUGUCAGAUGGCGGUCUCUCUGUGGCAUUGGCUACUGCCGGGGAGGGCACUGUGGGAACGGAAGGGGUGGAACAACUCGGGGCCGCAGCUGAAGAUGUGGCGCCUGCGGAUGGCCAGGCGGCUGGGCCGCAGGAAUAUGGACAGCAGCAGGACGGGUCAGUCCCGCCGCCAGUAAUCCUGGCGCCUUCAGACGAGGCAGCUGGCGCAAGUCUGCAAGGGGCACCCGAGGCCGGAGUUCCCGAUCAGCAACUCGAUGAGGUUUUGGAGCAGGCGCAACCGCGUCCGCCAGCGGCAGGGCCAUCUACAGAGGUCACGGCGGAGACAUGUCCAGAGCCAGCGGCCUUGGAGUAUAUGGCAGGUCCGCUGCCGAGCAGCGAUGUGGGUGUGACGGUUCAGGCUGGGGCUCCUGAAUGCGCCGGGGAGGCUGAGCCUGAAUCCGGCGAUGCAGCCGUGCCCGAAAGUACGCCUAAAGAGGACAUGGACUUGCUGCAGGAUGCUGGGGGCACCUCGAGCCUGGACAGGGUUGCCGGAGCCCCCUCAGCAAUGCCAGAAGUGUGCAAGAUGGAUGAGGACGGUGCAGAGUUGGGCUCAGGCGAUGCAGCGAAGGAGCCAGAGUCCCAGGCGGCUGUCCAGGCACCUGAAAUUGCAGUCGUCCCACAAGGGGAUGGAGACGAAGCGUCCCCCACCGUGAGCGGCACGGGUCCUACGGAUGCACAGGAACCGGAGGGUGCAGCUGCGGAGUCGAGGCAAGAGGCGACAGCGGACGUUGCGGAUCUAGAGGGUGCCCAGGCAGGGGCGGAGUUAAAUCCCUCCGGGUCCAGCGAGUGCCAGCCCCUGGAGUCAUCUGAAACCAUGGCCAUAUCGGCAUCGGAGGCCACGACGGCCGCGGAUGCCUUCGUGUACUCCCUGCCUCCGGGCGUGACCCCGGAGAUGGCCAGAGCCUCCGCCGUGUGCAUCCAGACGCAUGCGCGCGGUUACCAGGCUCGGCGCCGGAUGGCAGUGAUGCGGAAGGAGCGCGAAGCAGUGAAGGCCCAGCCAGAACAGGUAUUGCAGCCGGAAAUCCUGCCCAGCCCCAGCACGUCGCUGACCAAAUCGGAAUACGAGCUGCCACAGGGUGUUACACCCGAAAUGGCUCGCGCAGCAAUCGUCCGCAUACAAUCGCACGCACGUGGGUAUUUUGCCCGGCGCCAUGUGGCGGAGCUGCGCCGCGGGCGUGAGGCAGGACAGGCUGCCCUGGCAACAGCAGUUACGGCAGCCACGACGCGUAAGCUGGAGGGCUAUGAGCUGAAGGAAGGGGUCUCGGUUGAGGUAGCAGAAGCGGCAGCCAUUCGCGUGCAGGCGCACAUGCGGGGGCACCUGGCUCGACGCCGAGUCAGACACAUGCGCGCCGAGCUGUCGCCCUCUGCAGAGCCUGCAUCUGAGCCGGAACAGGAGGCGUCGCGCGGCGCGGCCACAGGUGAAGGGCCAGCUGAGGAGGACACAACGCUGCGGGAACAGGGCGAGGCGGUGUCAAAUCGUGCCGGGGCCACAGAACCGGCCCAGCCGCCAGUUGCGUCAGAGCCCGAGGAGCUCACUAUCGACGCGCUCAAGGCCGCACUAGACGAGGAGCAGCAGGAUGCGGAUGCAGAGGCGGCGGCUGCGCUGUCGGAUGCUGUCGCUGAGGAGCCAGCGAUGCUGGACAUGUCCGACCCGGCUGCGGUGGCUGCUGCGGCUGCUAAGAGUGCCAUCCGGCUGCUGGAGGACGGGAGCUACGGGCUGGACGGCGUCGUCGACACGACCGCAGCUGUCGACCAGACAGCGGCUGAGGCCAGCAUGGCCCGCCUGGCCGCCAGCUCUGCGCGCACAUCGGCCAUGUUCCAGGGCGCCGGCGCCGAGAUGCGCUUCAGUGAUGAUGAAGCCUCGGCACUGGAGCUCAUAGAUAACCUGGACGGCCUAUUGCAGGGUGAUGACGAGGCAGCGGCGGCGGCGGCGGCCGUUGCAGCUGCCGCCGCGCCCGCAGAUGGUGAGAUGGUGUCCAUCUCCGCUGACGGUGUCAGCGAACCGCAAGCGUUGGGCACGGGCGGCAGCGGUGGUGGCAUCGCCGGCGCGUACGGUAUGGUGAUGAAGUGCAAGGUUCGCGGCACGGAGCCUGUGCAAUGGGUGGCCAUCAAGGAAUUUAAGAUCGACGAUAACGACCCUGACGCGGAGGAUGUCAAGCGCACCAGCUUGCGCGAAGUGGCUGUGCUGGAGGCGUUGCAACACCCGCACGUCGUGGGUUUUGUAGACAAGUUCAUGGUAGGCGACCGGCUGUUUAUUGUGAUGGAGUUCCUGCCCUGCAACCUGUUGGAACUCCUCGAGGCGCAGCCGGGCGGCAUGGACCGGGACGCGGUGCGGCUCAUCAUGUUCCAGCUGUGCUCGGCGAUUGCCUUCAUUCAUCGUAAGGGUAUGGUGUACCGGGACAUCAAGCCCGAGAAUCUGCUGGUGGACGAACACGGCACCGUCAAGUUGUGUGACUUUGGCUUCGCCAGGUACCUGCCCUCUGGCCCCAGCUCACACCUCACUGACUACGUCGCCACCCGCUGGUACCGCGCGCCGGAGCUACUGCUUGGGCCACCCUACCGGGAUGCGCUAGGAAAGCACGUCCAGUACAUGUACGGGCCGCCGGUGGACAUGUGGGCCGUUGGUUGCCUGAUGGGCGAGCUGCUGGACGGCGAGCCACUGUUCGCGGGUGACUCGGACCUGGACCAGCUGUACCGUGUGCAGCAGAUCCUGGGACCCAUGGCUCCCAGCCACCAGUACAUGUUUUAUGCCAACCCGCACAACACCGGUAUCGUCUUUAACAUUAAGCAGCCCAUGACGCUGGGGGCGCGCUACCGUGGCAAAGUCUCGGACGUGGAACUUAGCUUCAUGUUGGGACUUCUGGAAAUGGACCCUGACAAGCGCCUUACUGGCGAGCAGUGCCUGCAGCACCCUUACCUGGUGGACCUUGCCACGGCCGCGAAUGCGGCAACCACUCCUUCGCCCAGCGACUCGAUUGUGGCCACUUCCACGAACCUCAGCGUGGAUGACGGCGGCAGCGGCGGUGGCGAUGCCAGGUUUCCGGCGCCGCUGGCCACCGGAGGGGAUGCCGGCGCGGGGCCGCAGCGUGGCCUGUCGAAGCUACACGCUAACGACAACGGGCAUGUUGUAAUUGUGGAGGGCGAGGUGGAUGACGAGGAGGAGCGCGGAAUGGCUGGGGGCAUGGCUGCGGUUAAGAGUAUGAGCGCAUUGGCAGAGGUCGCUGCAGCGGUUAGCGAGAUUGAGCCGCUCGACGAGGCAUGAAGUUAACUACCUGCGGGAUGCGUGCGUGCUGUCCUGCGGCUGCGGGUGGAAGAUAGAGGGAAGGCGCGCUGGAUUGCAGCGUGGCGACUUGUUCCGCCAUGGUCGAGAUGGCGUGGCAGUGAGGCGGCAUGUGCUGGGCGCUGGGAGUUGCGUCUAAGUUGUUUGCGGAUCAUGGGUCUGUAUGUUGGGGGAACGUCUUUGCAUCGCUGCGUUGCCCUGUGUCUUGAAUGUAUGGCUAUUACGGUGGUUGCGC
Volvox carteri f. nagariensis is the source of this 5134-nucleotide messenger RNA. RefSeq lists its product as uncharacterized. Gene Ontology annotation, molecular function: ATP binding; protein binding; MAP kinase activity. Gene Ontology annotation, cellular component: cytoplasm; nucleus. The transcript has 10 exons. The record is from RefSeq and is a predicted model, not a curated record. Gene Ontology annotation, biological process: protein phosphorylation; intracellular signal transduction. Lineage: Eukaryota; Viridiplantae; Chlorophyta; Chlorophyceae; Chlamydomonadales; Volvocaceae. The coding region runs from base 148 to 4881 and encodes 1577 amino acids.